AUGUCAAAAGUGUACUCUAAAUCGCAAACCGUUUCGCCGGGUAAACCUCAAAAUAUAUUUGUUACGGCACUUCCAUCUUCAGUUUCUGCACCCUCUUUACUUUCAUUACAAAAACCAAACAAUGGAGCAGGGUCACACAGAAAACAAAGACAAAAUAGUGGAAGUUCUAAAAAUAGACCCAACCUCCCUCUCGACCAAAUAAAAUCCACAGAAAGAAAAAAUAGUGGAAACAAAUCAAAUAAUAAUAAUAAUAAAAAUAGAAAAUAUAGUAAAAACAAUUCAAAUGUUAAUAGUAAUAAUAUAAAUAGUUCAAGUAUUGUAAUAAAAUGUGAAGAGCAACAACAACAACAACAACAACAACAACAACAACAACAACAACAACAACAACAACAACAACAACAGCAACAAGAUGGAUUUCUAAAAUCACAAGAAUUUCCAAAUUUAUUUAAAAAUAAGCUAUACCUAAAGGAUGAUAUAUCCUCACCAUCUUCCUCUUCGUCUACUUCAUCACCUUCCUGUCUUUCAUCAUCAUCUUCUUCAACAUUUUCACAAAGUGAAAUAGCUGAAAAUAAAGAUGAUAUUAAUAAUAAUAACUGUAAUAAUACAAAUGGAAAUUUUGAAGAAGAGGAAGAAGAAGAAGAAAAGAAUAAAGUUGAGCAACAAUCAAUUGAAGAGGAGACAUUUAUAGAAUCUUCCUUUGAGGAAACAAAAGAAGUUGUAGAAGAAGUACCUUUUGAAGAGCAAUUUGAAAUUCUACCAAUAUCUAUUGGAGAGGAAACUUUAAAGGAAUAUACUUCAUUUUUAAGUGUUUUAUCCGAAUUAAUUGUAGACAUGUAUAAUGAUGAUGAUAAAUCAUCAACAUCUUCACAAUCAUCAUCAUCAUCAUCAUCAUCCUCUGCUCCAUCUUCACCAAAACCAAUAAAAAAUAAUGAUAAUAAUACAACUACAACUACAACCACAACUGCAACCACCACAACAACAUCAAAAACAGCAACAUCAUCUCUAAGCACCAUUGAAAAGUUUCAAGUUUUUAAUGUUGAUCAAAUACCAGAAAUUUCUAUUGAAGCUUAUAUUGAAAGAGUUUUUAAAUAUUUACCAUUUGGAACAGAUAUUUUUAUAUUCUCCACCAUUUAUUUGGAUAGAUUAAUCCAAUGGAAUCAAGAAAUUCAAAUUUCACCAUUAAAUAUUCACAGAUUAUUCAUGGCAUCCAUAAUAGUGGCCUCGAAAUUCCAUAAUGAUAAAGCUUUAAAUAAUAGAUAUUAUGCUCAAGUUGGAGGAAUCUCAUUAUUUGAAAUGAAUCAAUUGGAAAUACAUUUCUUGCUCUUAUUAAAUUGGAAAUUACAUAUUGACCCAGAGAUAUUUGAUGCUUUUAAAACUUCAAUCCAAUCUAAAAUCGAUAUAUUGGAUAUGAAAAUAAGAAAAUUAAGUAAUAAUGGCAAUAUUAAUAAUGAAAGUAAUAAAGAAAAUAUUGUAAUAAAAACAACUGAAGAAAAAGUUAAAAAUAGUGAAAUUCAUAUAAAUUCGAAUAAUAAUGAUUGUAAUAAUAAUAAUAAUAAUGCUACAGUAACAACAAACCCAACCCCAAACCCAAACCCAACAAUAACAACAACCUCAACAACAACAACAACAACCACAACAACAAUACCAACACCAUCAACACAAUCAAAUAACAACAAUUGUAACAAUAGCACAAAAAGAUAUGUAACAUUAGUAGAAACUGAUAAAAAUAAUUCAAAACCAAAAACAAAGUACAAUAGCAGUAAUAAAUCAACAAAUAAUGGAGGUACAAGCCAAUUUUCACGUAUACUUAAUAAUAGAGGUUCAAAAAAUGUAUCAUAUCACCACCCAAAUUAUUUGACCUACCCUUUGGCAGCUCCACAAACAAAUUAUCAACCACAACAACAGCAACAACAAACUUAUUAUCAACCACCACAUCACCAACAACAAUAUUAUCAACAACAACAAUAUUAUUCAAAUUAUCAAUACAACCAACAAUUGUCAUAUUAUCAACAACAACAACAGCACUAUGAUGACUACUAUCAACAACAACAAAUUCCAAUACCACCACAACCUCAAAAUUAUAUAUAUCAGCAACCAUACCAUUCUACUUCUUCAACAUCUUCAACAAAUAUUUAUAUAGGUAAAAGUGGAACACCAUCUUCACCAAAUAUGAAUGAUAUUUGUGGUGGAGUUAGUGAGUCUUAUGAUUCACAAAUUCCAUCUAGUUUCGGAAGUAGUAGUGGAAGUGGUAGUGUUGGAAGUUGUACAAGUAGUAGCAUUGGAAGUACAACAGCUGGAAGUGCCUCUCAAUAUCAACCCCAUUCUUGGCAAAAUGCUUAUUAUUAUGGUGGAGUUGCAACUUCUCAAUUUUCAUAUCAUACACCAACUUAUCAAUAA
Messenger RNA from Dictyostelium discoideum AX4, 2397 nucleotides. Its product is annotated as cyclin-related 2 family protein. Gene Ontology annotation, molecular function: protein kinase binding. Lineage: Eukaryota; Evosea; Eumycetozoa; Dictyosteliales; Dictyosteliaceae. The transcript has a single exon. The record is from RefSeq and is a predicted model, not a curated record. The coding region runs from base 1 to 2397 and encodes 798 amino acids.